CCUGCUCGCUUGUGUCUCGCACGAGGGAUGUUAAUAGACGUUAUUUUACUCUUAUCGUAGGAUUUUUAUAAAGACAAAAGUGCCGAAACGUUCGAAUCAUUGAAUAAGACUGAUAGUGUUCGUAUCGGGGUAGUGGGUGUGAAUAUAGGAAAUUAGCAUAAUGGCAUUAAAUCCACAAUAUGAAGUGAUCGGAAAGGGUUUCGUACAACAGUAUUAUGCACUGUUUGACGACCCUGCUCAGAGACCAAAUUUAAUAAAUAUGUAUAAUACCGAGUCAUCUUUCAUGACGUUUGAGGGUUUGCAAAUACAGGGUGCUAUUAAAAUCAUGGAAAAAUUAACUAGUUUAUCGUUUCAAAAAAUUAAUCGGAUAAUAACUGCUAUUGAUUCCCAACCAAUGUUUGAUGGUGGCGUUCUCAUUAAUGUUUUAGGAAGGUUGCAGACUGAUGAGGAUCAGCCCCAUGCAUACAUCCAGACAUUUGUCCUGAAACCUAUUGGCACCAGCUUUUACGUGCAGCACGAUAUCUUCAGACUUGCGCUGCACGACACGGUUUAGGCAUCAGGCAGACGAAGACCCACCACAUGCCUUCUCACAAAUUUUUGUGCUGAAGCCACUGGGGAAUUCAUUCUUCUGUCAGCACGACAUCUUUCGUCUUGGCAUUCAUGAUACUGCAUGAAGAAAUGUGUCUGCAGAUUCAUCACGAAUAAUGGCAGACAGUUAUCUGAGCCAUGGACUUCCCUCAGAUUGAAAUAAGUGAGCUACUUUCUCAUUAAUAUCCUUUGUCAUCGCAUAUUAUCCCAUUCUUUCUAGAUACUGCAGUUUUUAUAUGAACAAUAUUUGCUUAUAUAUUUGGCCAUGAAAGAAAA
Molecule: messenger RNA, 864 nt
Organism: Hylaeus anthracinus
Lineage: Eukaryota; Metazoa; Arthropoda; Insecta; Hymenoptera; Colletidae
Gene: Ntf-2
Product: probable nuclear transport factor 2
Exons: 5
Coding region: 161-553 (130 amino acids)
Biological process (GO): protein import into nucleus
Cellular component (GO): nuclear pore central transport channel
Source: RefSeq, a predicted model, not a curated record